This is a messenger RNA of Perca flavescens (yellow perch), 321 nucleotides long. RefSeq names its product insulin-like 5a (gene insl5a). The coding region runs from base 1 to 321 and encodes 106 amino acids. Lineage: Eukaryota; Metazoa; Chordata; Actinopteri; Perciformes; Percidae. The transcript is spliced from 2 exons. The record is from RefSeq and is a predicted model, not a curated record. Gene Ontology annotation, cellular component: extracellular region. Gene Ontology annotation, molecular function: hormone activity; G protein-coupled receptor binding.
AUGCGUGCUCUGGUGGUUUUGCCUCUGCUGUUGUGUGCAGUGGUGUGCGUGGUCCAGGUGAGAGCAGAGGUGAAGGCAGUGAAGCUAUGCGGUCGAGAGUUCCUGAGGGCCGUCGUUUACACCUGCGGGGGCUCCCGUUGGAGGAGAGUCCUCAGUGAGUCAGACAUGGACGGUUUGCCCACAGGAGAGCAGGGCAGUUUGGAGAGCCUGAGCGGCAGCACCCCGGGCUCCGAGUUGACCAAACGGGAUAUGAAUAACAUGCUGACCACCUUGUGCUGCCAGGUGGGUUGCAGGAAGAGCGACCUCACCUUCCUCUGCUGA